Aspergillus versicolor CBS 583.65 is the source of this 1006-nucleotide messenger RNA. RefSeq lists its product as uncharacterized. Gene Ontology annotation, cellular component: cytosol. The transcript has 5 exons. Gene Ontology annotation, molecular function: aldose reductase (NADPH) activity. Bases 7 to 912 code for a protein of 301 amino acids. The record is from RefSeq and is a predicted model, not a curated record. Lineage: Eukaryota; Fungi; Ascomycota; Eurotiomycetes; Eurotiales; Aspergillaceae.
CUCAAGAUGACCACAAAGACGUACCCCCUCCCAAAUGGCACCGGUGCCAUUCCCGCCAUCGGCCUAGGAACCUGGCAAUCCAGCGCGAACGCGACCCGCGACGCAGUGAAACAUGCCCUGCAACACGGGUACAGACAUAUCGACACUGCGCUAAACUACGGAAACGAGAAGGAAGUUGGUGAGGGAAUCAGAGCAUCUGGUGUCCCACGGGACCAGAUCUGGGUGACUACCAAGCUCGAUAACCACUGGCAUCAUCGGGUGCGGGAGGGCCUUGAUGCAUCAUUAACUGCUCUGGGGCUGGAUUACUUGGACCUGUAUUUGGUACAUUUUCCAUGCUCGACCGAUCCGGAGGAUCGAGGGAGAUGUCUCCCUGACUGGGAUUUUGUGAAGACUUGGCAAGAUAUGCAGAAGCUCCUAGAGACUGGAAAGGUCAGGAAUAUCGGGGUCUCGAAUUUCCAAAUUACGCAUCUGGAGAGACUACUCAAUGACCCAUCCUGCACGGUUGUCCCAGCAGUUAACCAGAUCGAGCUCCAUCCUUACAAUCCCUCUCCCAAACUCCUGGAAUACUGCAAGUCCAAAGGAAUCCAUUGCACGGCGUAUUCCUGUCUAGGCGGCCACAGCGACUCCCCUAUAAAUGGGCAGACAGAUCUACUCAAGGAUCACGUCGUACUGAGGAUCGCUGAGGUGAAGAAGAAAACGCCGGCUCAAAUAUUGUUAAUGUGGGGACUCCAACGGGGCGUCAGCGUUAUCCCGAAAAGCAUCACCCCUGAACGGAUCGAAAAUAAUUUUGACCUAGAUGGGUGGAAUCUGACAGAGGAAGAGUUUGGAGAGAUCAGUGGAAUCACGACAAGGGCGAAAGUCGUGGGAGAUGCAUGGAUGCCUAUUCGGGUUUUCGUCGGUGGUGAUGAGUAGAUAGCACCUUCUUAUGGAUGGGCCUUAUGAUGAAUAGAUUCUUGGAUAUUUGUAUACACUCUGCUGAAUAUGAAUUAAUAAUGAUAUAAAGAAA